GGGUUGUUUCGAUCAGGCCCGUAAAAUAAUGAAGUUUGAAAGAACUAUCACAGGGAAGGGUCCAGUGACAGAGACAUACGAUUUCAAACUAGGUAUUAAGCAUAUAUACAAGAAACAAACAGGUAUGUGUGAUUAUAUCAGUUUCCCUCCUGGACGAAUGACGUUGCCCUUAGAUGAAAACCAUUCCAUCGACUUAGACGAUCUCUUCCACGUUGAUAUCACAUUUGAAAAUAUAGGAAAUGACAAAGUGAGAGAUGGGGUUGUCCCGGUAACAAAAUAUAAAAAGAAGCAAAGCCCAGGCGCAACUUUCACCCACACGUGGUUCAUGUCGAAGAGUGAUUGGGCAUUUUAUAAGACUCAUCUCGAGGAGGAACAAUACGAACAACCAUUGAAACUUGUUACUGGCGCAUUGGAUGGAUCCUGGCAAUUGACGAGUAUGCUCUGGGACGGGGACAUCAACAGGCCAUAUCUCAAGAAAUAUGACGUGAAGGAUUGUUAUAUUCCUGGCAAAAACAUUCCCAAAACACUUCCAAAGACAGAUUUCACGAUCUCGUUUAACAGAGGGGAUUAUACCGUGCAAACUAAUGAAGACUAUACGUACACAUACCUCCCAAUAAACAUGAAAGGUAGAACUAAGAUGGUGAUCGAAAUUCAAGCAUGUAAAGAUGCCCAUAUUGCUCUGUCUAAAGUACUCGACGAGCCAGAGACAGACACGUAUGAGAUCGUAAUAGGAGGCUGGGACAACAGUGCCUCUGCGAUAAGAGCAAACCAUGAUGGAGAAGAGUUGACCAAAACACUAACGCCGGGUAUACUGAACUGUAAUCUGAAGUUGCCAUUCUGGAUAAGCUGGGAAAAUGGACAGGUUUUAGUUGGACGUGGUAACGACCCGGAAGAGGGUCAAUUUAUGCGGUAUGUAGAUGCAACGAGUCCUCUCGAGGUGAAUGCAUUCGCAGUUGCGACUGAGGGAAAUACUGGGUCAUGGACAUUUAAAAAUACCAGAGACGACACAAUGGACAUCUCAUUUGAACUCCAAAUGAACACCCCUGAUAAAGUUGACGCUGUAAUUGAAAAACUUGCAAACUCUACUGGCCUCCCCAUAUUAAGGUUCUCGCAGAGUCGGCUUGAUAUCACACCAGAAAAGUUGUACAUGACUUCGACAUUGUUGCCUAACCCACCAAUAAUGGCUCCUGGAAGUGUCGAAUCAGAUUGUAUUCCUGGUCCUGAUUGUGUUGAUCUACGUCUUAUAUCUAACGCUGCGGCCUGGAAGCUUAUCGAGAAAGUUGUCAACGAUGGGAACUUCAAAGUCACAUUCAGCAAUGGGCUGACACUAAUUGCUGAAGAAGCGCGGAAUAAUAUUUUGCGAUCAGACCUUGGAAAUAUUGGAAAUGAUCCAUUUUUGUCAAGAUUUUCUCAGGAUUCGGAUCGAAAGAUGAUCUUUGUUGAUCCUGCACUUAAAAUACAUGGAGUUCCAGUCCAGGAGUGUGCCCGACAGUGUCUUCUUGCGAGGGACUUCACGUGUGAAUCUUUCAGCUUCUGUCCAAAUGUUGGAGAUUGUCUACUAAGCACAUUGCAUAGCCCAGAGAACUCUGAAAAAGGCUCAUACAAAAAUCAUUCAUUUUGUGAUCACUAUUCAAAAUCAUACAUCAAAUCCCAUUUCACCCAGAUUCCGGGAAAGGUAAUCCUAAUGAACAAUGAUAAAAAACUAGAGGAUCAGUCUGCAGAGUCAUGCGCCAAGGCUUGCUUAGAUGAAAAGUCUUUCAAAUGUGAAUCUUUCGACUAUUGCCCUAAUAUACGAGAAUGCCUGAUGAGUAAGCUGCAUAUGGACAAUUCUGACUCCAAUUUAGUAGAGCACAAAACUUGCAAUCAUUUCUCGAAAUCAAUACUUGGGCAAUUCAACCAGAUUAACAACAAAGCUAUUUUAAAGAACAACGAUAUAUACAUCGCUAACGCAACAGAGGAAGGCUGUGCUAAAGCAUGCGUUGGGGAGACAUCGUUCGUGUGCAAGGCAUUCGAUAUUUGUACAGAUGGAGGGGGUACAGCUUGUGCGCUAAGUAGGGCAUCUACAGGUGACGUGAAAGGAAGUGACAUUGUAGACAGUGCGACAUGUAGCAUAUUUGAAAGACAAUCGACGGCAACGAGAGUACAAAAGCCAACAGGAUUCACAUCAGGUGCGGCUGCUGGUUUGAGCAUCGGAAUGACAAUCCUCGGGUUUCUGUUGGGAGCUGGGAUUAUGUAUGGAGUGCUGUGGAAGAAAAAUCAAGCAAACCCCGAUGGAUGGGGCAAUCAAUUAUUUAAGACAGGAGACACAUCUUCUGCAUAAACAAUGCAAUCUAAUUCAAAAACAUUGACGGACAUUAAAAUGGUGUAUAAGAUACAUUAUUAAAUAUUUAUGCAUGCACUGUACUAUUACAAGAAACUAAAAAAUGGGUAUCGUUUUAUGGUAAAUAGCUACAAUAUGAAAUAUUCGUAUUACAAUACCAAUAGCCACGAACUAAGUCUCAAAUAUUUGUCAAGGGACUGUUUAUAUUAAAAUGACAUUUCGUUUAUUGAGUAUUUAUGUCGUUUGCAUCCGCGUUUUUAGAAUUUACACUAAUCGAACAAAUGAAUCUAAUUAAAGUUAAUCAUCACGUGGAUAUUUGGACAAUGAUGGGUACGGGUAUGCGCCUGCUAUGCAUACAUGUAUUUAUUAACAAUUGCAAGAAGUAUAAUUUUUCUACAAGUCGAAGGUAUUUUUUGACAUAAAAUUUCAAUAUAAAAGUGAAAUACAAGACAGAAGUGCAAUAUAAAAGUGCAAUAUGUAUGUUCAAUUAAAUGUGUAAUUUAUCUGUGUUUUGUGUUAUCUAAUGUAUGUAAGGUGGUUGAUUAUUACUAACAUGCUACUGU
Owenia fusiformis is the source of this 2883-nucleotide messenger RNA. Lineage: Eukaryota; Metazoa; Annelida; Polychaeta; Sabellida; Oweniidae. The record is from the annotation of a GenBank genome assembly.